UGGAGGAAAUCUCUGUCACUCGCCUUCGGUGAACUCAGAGGUCUCUUAAUUCCAGCUUCGCCUUUGCUCCUAUAAUUCGGGCGAAGGAUAUCUGAAGCUCUGGGGCUCUGCAAAAUAAAUGUAGAAGACGUCUGGAGUAGUAAGGAACGUUCCUACAAGACCCGAGGAGCCGCCAUAACCUGCUGAUUGAGCAAGCUUCCUGCCUGAGGACAAAAUCCCCUUAGAACAUGUCUGAUAAAGAUGGCGCCCAGGAGAACCCUGCAGAGUACUGUCCAGGAGGAUACCAUCCAGUACAAAGAGAGGAGAUGCUGAACAGAAGAUACCAAGUCAUUAACAAGGUUGGCUGGGGCUAUUUCUCCACCGUAUGGCUGUGCCGUGAUUUACAGAAGAAGAAGUAUGUUGCAGUGAAAAUAUCAAAAAGUGGGAAGAAGUUUAAUGAAUCUGCACUGGACGAAAUCGCACUGCUGAACAGUGUAAAUGGAGCACGAAAAAAAGAAUCCCAAGGAGAGAACAUCAUACACUUCCUACACGACUUUAAACUGAUUGGAGAAAAUGGACUUCAUGUCUGUCUGGUUUUUGAGCUCCUGGGACCUUCUCUCCUACAUCUGAUGAAAAACUAUGGGCCAGAGGGUCUCCCACUGACGUGUGUGAAGAGGAUACUGCAGCAGGUGCUUCAAGGUCUGAACUUCCUUCACAAGAAAUGUCGCAUUAUCCACACUGAUAUUAAGCCAGAAAACAUCCUAGUUUGUGUGAAGGCAGACAACUUCCAGCAGUAUAUGGCAGAGGCAGAAGUCUGGAACCACAACAGGACCCACGGAAGUACAGUCAACGGGGUAGAUGCCAACUUCUUAUCUCAUCUUUUUGAAACUGGAAAUGCAGACAUGCUUGGGGUGAAGAUUGCAGAUUUGGGAAGUGCAUGUUGGACGUAUAAACCAUUCUCUGACGAGAUCCAAACUCAACAAUACAGGGCACUGGAGGUCCUGCUGGGCUCUGGGUACAGUACACCAGCCGAUAUAUGGAGUACUGCGUGUAUGGCAUUCGAAAUGGCUACUUCCCACUACCUGUUCGAGCCACAAGCUGGGGAAACCUUCUCAAGAGAUGAUGAUCACAUCGCAUGCAUUAUUGAACUGCUCGGCCGCAUACCACCGAAAAUCGCCUUUUCAGGGAAAAAAUCUGCAUCGUUUUUUAAUAAACAAGGUGACCUCCUGCGGAUUCCAUAUUUAUACCCCUGCGGCCUGUACGAUAAUCUGGUGAACCGGCACAAGUGGCAGCAGAACGAGGCGCUGGCAUUUGCCAGUUUGCUCUUACCGAUGCUGGAAUAUUAUCCAGAAAAGCGAGCGUCAGCUGAGAAAUGUCUGGAACAUCCAUGGUUACAAUCCUGACGACAUCCUGGCGGGCUCGCCACUUUCUUAAUAUUUUUAUACUUUGCAUUGUCUGUCGCUGUUAGAACUUAUA
Molecule: messenger RNA, 1455 nt
Organism: Bufo bufo (common toad)
Lineage: Eukaryota; Metazoa; Chordata; Amphibia; Anura; Bufonidae
Product: SRSF protein kinase 1-like
Exons: 12
Coding region: 228-1382 (384 amino acids)
Biological process (GO): protein phosphorylation; regulation of mRNA processing; spliceosomal complex assembly
Molecular function (GO): ATP binding; protein kinase activity
Source: RefSeq, a predicted model, not a curated record